Molecule: messenger RNA, 2439 nt
Organism: Aspergillus tubingensis
Lineage: Eukaryota; Fungi; Ascomycota; Eurotiomycetes; Eurotiales; Aspergillaceae
Product: P-loop containing nucleoside triphosphate hydrolase protein
Exons: 9
Coding region: 1-2439 (812 amino acids)
Molecular function (GO): ATP hydrolysis activity; ATP binding
Source: RefSeq, a predicted model, not a curated record
AUGAUCCAGGACACCUUCAUUGGCGCUAUGCUAGGAGUAACCGAUGAGUCAAAUAUCUACCCAGACGGCAAAUUAGCUUAUUCAACUAUCAUCAUUAUCUAUCAAGUCACUCAGUCUGCUGCAGAAAGUCUGACACCCGGCACAAUGGAAUCAGCUGCAACAAUUCAAUGUACCUCCCAGCAAACUCGAUUCCAUAUCGAAUCUCCUAACUAUCGCGAGCUCGACAUAAAAGGACUACAAAUUCUCGUUACAUCUGGGGAGAAGAAGUCGGCCACGAAGGGGAAGUCAAAAGAAGGUCGGCGAUAUGCUCUCGUCGGUCGGAAUGGGACCGGAAAGUCAACCCUGCUGAGAAGUAUAGCAGAGAAGCUCAUUCCUGGAAUACCAGAGAACACGAAAAUUGCUAUACUUCAGCAAACCAGACUGACGGAUGGGGCCAAGGAUCCCAAGCAAGAGGGUAGGGAUAAUACAGGUCUUAAUGUCCUACAGACUGUGAUAGAGAGGGCCACGUCUAGAACUACCAUUGAACAAGAGAUAUCGACCCUGUCUCAGGGAAUUGAUACCUCAGAUCCUUAUGCUCCAGUUAGAGCCCUUCGGUCUCUGAAACACGAGCGCCUCCAAAAGCGCCUAUUUAUAUUGGAUAAAGAUGCUCGACUACGCAGUGGUAUGCGAGGCAUGCAAGCCAGGAAAGCGCUUGUGGCCUUUGAGAAAGUUGUUGCUGAAUCGAAGAGAAUGGUAGAACAACCCAGCGAAGACAUCUCAACCGACAUACUCCAGCAAGAGACUCAAGAUGCAGUAGAUAUGCUCGCACAGCUUCAGUCACAAAUCGAACCCGCUCUCGUUGCAGAAACAGAGACUAGGGCGCGAAGUAUCCUGACCGGAUUAGGUUUCUCAUCGGCAAUGAUGGCAAAGCCUAUCUCCGACUUGUCGGGCGGCUGGCACAUGCGAGCAGCUCUUGCAGCUACCCUUUUACAGGACGCCGAUAUACUGAUCCUUGACGAACCUACAAACUUCCUCGACAUGCUAGGCAUUAUCUGGCUGCAACGAUACCUCAUCUCAAUUGGGGAUAACCGCAAGCCACCUACCAUGAUUAUCGUCUCCCACGAUCGAGACUUCAUCAGCCUCUGCACGGAUCUGAUCAUUCUCAAAGACAAGCAGCUCACGUACUUCCACGGGGACCUUCCCACAUACGAGAUAUCGCAAUCCGAACGACGAAAAUAUCUCACGACGAUGAAGGAAGCACAGGAAAAGCAAAAAGCCCACAUCGAGAAGACGAUCGCAGCCAAUCUCAAAGCGGGCAAGGCAAAUGACGAUCAGAACAAGAUCCGACAAGCAAAGUCACGUCAGAAGAAACUAGAUAACCGGUGGGGCAUGGAAGUCAGUGCUAGGGGCGGUAGGUUUAAGUUGAAUCGCGACCUAGUUGGCUAUCACUUUACAGCUCGAGAGGAGAUCGACAUACCCCCGGAAGAACGACCGGUUAUUAUAAAUUUACCGGAGCCGCCUGAUCUACGAUUCCCAGGAUCGCUCAUAACCCUUGAAAAAGUCAGCUUUCGUUACGCGGCUACGUCUCCGAUCGUCAUCCGGGAUGUCGACCUCUCGGUCGGUAUGGGCGACCAAAUUGGAAUACUGGGGUUGAACGGGGCGGGCAAGUCAACACUUAUUCAAACGUUAGUGGGAGAAACAAACCCGACACAAGGAACAAGGAAUACACACCCUCGCCUACGCCUGGGAUAUUACUCCCAGCAUGGAGUGGAGGCCCUGCAAGCCCUUGGUGCACAGGAUGAAACACUCACAUCGCUAGCACUAUUGACCCAGGAUGUUAAUGGGGAAUUGACAGAGGGUGAGAUCCGCGGCCUCUUAAGUCAGCUGGGACUGCCUGGACGUCUAGCCUCAGAUGUACCUAUUCGCAAGCUGUCGGGCGGACAGCUGGUUCGCUGUGCACUGGCACGGUUGUUCUGGCGUCGUCCUCAUUGCCUUGUUCUGGAUGAGGUCACCACCCAUUUGGACUAUGAGACUGUUACGGCUUUGAGACGGGCGCUUAAUGAGUGGGAUGGGGCGGUUGUUGCUGUUAGUCAUGAUAGAUGGUUUAUGAGGGGGGCUGUGGAGGGGGGUAUAGAUGAAGGGCAGUCGGAGGAUGAGGAGGAUGAUACUGUGGAUGGGUUAGAGAAUAGGAGGAGAGUCAUGUACAUGCAUGGUCUGAUCCGUACCCAUUACGAAGUGCAGAAGUUCAGACCACAAGCCGUGGAGAGCCAUAAGCCGCGGAAAAUGGUCACCCGUGGGAAGCCACAAACCGUGGAAUUAGUCAAUUCAGUGUUGCAAGCCCUGUCCAGUGCAGAAAAUCGACUUCCCAAACCGGACGUUAUGGUCCCCAAACCAGACAUCGGCAAGCGAUGCUACCUCUUCAGAGAGUUCGCCGCCUGGGACUGCGAAGAGCAAUCUUAG